AUGGCACUUGUUAUGAACAGAGAUUCACCAGGAAGUAGUAGCAAGCAAAUGGAUUCAAGCAAGUAUGUGAGGUACACGCCAGAGCAGGUUGAGGCCUUGGAGAGAGUCUACUCCGAAUGCCCAAAGCCUAGCUCUUUGAGAAGGCAGCAGCUGAUUAGAGAGUGCCCUAUUCUCUCUAACAUUGAGCCUAAGCAGAUCAAAGUCUGGUUCCAAAACCGCAGAUGCCGGGAGAAGCAGAGGAAGGAAUCUUCUCGACUCCAGACAGUGAAUAGAAAGCUGACUGCAAUGAAUAAGCUGUUAAUGGAAGAAAAUGACCGCCUACAGAAGCAGGUCUCUCAUUUGGUGUAUGAGAAUGGAUUUAUGCGACAGCAGCUGCAUAGUGCAUCUGGAACGACCACAGACAAUAGCUGCGAGUCUGUGGUCAUGAGUGGUCAGCACCAACAACAGCAAAACCCAACACCUCAGCAUCCGCAAAGGGAUGCUAACAACCCAGCUGGACUUCUUGCAAUAGCGGAGGAGACCUUGGCAGAGUUCCUUUCUAAGGCUACCGGAACUGCUGUCGACUGGGUCCAGAUGAUUGGGAUGAAGCCUGGUCCGGAUUCUAUUGGAAUCGUCGCUGUUUCCCGCAACUGCAGUGGGGUAGCAGCACGAGCUUGCGGUCUUGUGAGCCUAGAGCCCACAAAGGUCGCUGAAAUCCUCAAAGAUCGUACAUCAUGGUUUCGGGAUUGCCGUUGCCUUGAUGUAUUAAGUCUAAUCCCUGCUGGAAAUGGUGGGACAAUUGAGCUCACUUACAUGCAGACUUAUGCACCCACAACAUUGGCUGCGGCACGUGACUUUUGGACACUGAGAUAUACUACAAGUUUGGAAGAUGGCAGUCUUGUGGUAUGUGAGAGGUCGUUAACUUCUUCUACUGGUGGCCCAACGGGGCCUCCAUCUGCAAGUUUUGUAAGAGCUGAGAUGCUUCCUAGUGGCUAUCUUAUCCGACCUUGUGAGGGUGGUGGUUCCAUUAUCAACAUUGUUGAUCAUGUUGAUCUAGAUGCCUGGAGCGUUCCUGAAGUUCUCAGGUCCCUUUAUGAAUCAUCCAAAAUCCUUGCUCAGAAAAUGACUAUUUCUGCCCUGCGACAUAUACGGCAGAUAGCUCAAGAGACUAGUGGAGAAAUUCAGUACGGUGGAGGUCGCCAGCCUGCUGUUCUGAGGACAUUUUGUCAGAGACUCUGCAGAGGGUUUAACGAUGCUGUCAAUGGGUUUGCGGAUGACGGUUGGUCACUUAUGGGUAGUGACGGUGUGGAGGAUGUGACAAUUACCAUUAACUCAUCUCCAAACAAGUUUCUUGGUUCCCAGUAUAACGCAUCAAUUUUCCCCACUUUUGGAGGAGGGGUGCUGUGUGCUAAGGCAUCAAUGCUGUUGCAGAGUGUUCCCCCGGCUUUGCUUGUUCGUUUUCUGAGGGAGCAUCGCUCAGAGUGGGCUGAUUAUGGGGUUGAUGCAUACUCUGCUGCAUGUCUUAAAGCUAGCCCAUAUGCAGUUCCUUGUGCAAGGCCAGGUGGCUUCCCGAGCAGCCAGGUUAUCUUACCUCUUGCACAAACUGUGGAGAAUGAGGAGUUUCUAGAGGUAGUUCGCCUAGAGGGUCAUGCUUUCUCUCCUGAGGAUGUUGCUUUGGCGCGGGAUAUGUACUUAUUACAGUUGUGCAGUGGAGUUGAUGAAAAUGCAGUGGGUUCCUGUGCUCAGCUUGUCUUUGCACCUAUUGAUGAAUCGUUUGCUGAUGAUGCUCCUCUGUUACCAUCUGGUUUUCAUGUCAUACCAUUGGAUCCCAAAACAGAUGGACCUACUGCAAAUCGCACAUUGGAUUUGGCCUCUACGCUUGAAGUAGGACCGAGUGGUUCUCGUCCUGUUAAUGAGGCUGAUGGCAAUAGUUACAACCUUAGGUCUGUGCUAACCAUUGCCUUCCAAUUCACCUUUGAGAACCACUUGCGAGACAAUGUGGCUGCUAUGGCUCGACAGUAUGUGCGUAGUGUUGUAAGCUCUGUUCAAAGGGUAGCUAUGGCUAUUGCUCCUUCCCGGCUCAGCUCCCAAAUGGUACCAAAACCCCUUCCUGGAUCUCCUGAGGCUCAUACUUUGGCACGAUGGAUUUGCAGAAGCUACAGGAUCCACACUGGAGCAGAGCUCUUUCGAGUCGACUCCCCAUCUGGGGAUGCUGUUUUGAAGCAACUUUGGCACCAUUCAGAUGCAAUCAUGUGCUGCUCUGUGAAAACGAAUGCAUCUCCAGUGUUCACCUUUGCAAACCAGGCUGGACUUGACAUGCUUGAAACUACUCUUGUGGCCCUCCAGGAUAUCAUGCUUGACAAGAUUCUAGAUGAAGCUGGACGGAAAAUUCUCUGCUCGGAGUUCUCCAAAAUCAUGCAGCAGGGGUUCGCAUAUCUGCCAGCAGGAUUAUGUGCCUCCAGCAUGGGUAGGCCAGUGUCCUAUGAUCAAGCUGUUGCAUGGAAAGUUGUUAAUGACGAUGAUUCGAAUCACUGCCUGGCAUUCAUGUUCAUGAGCUGGUCCUUUGUGUGA
Molecule: messenger RNA, 2550 nt
Organism: Prunus armeniaca (apricot)
Lineage: Eukaryota; Viridiplantae; Streptophyta; Magnoliopsida; Rosales; Rosaceae
Source: the annotation of a GenBank genome assembly